This is a messenger RNA of Phytophthora infestans T30-4, 421 nucleotides long. RefSeq lists its product as uncharacterized. The transcript has a single exon. The record is from RefSeq and is a predicted model, not a curated record. NCBI's taxonomy places the organism in Eukaryota, Oomycota, Peronosporomycetes, Peronosporales, Peronosporaceae. The coding region runs from base 10 to 327 and encodes 105 amino acids.
UGCGUCAAGAUGAGCGGAGAGACUCUGGGGCUUGUGCUGAACGACGGGCACGGGCUGCUGCUCAAGGCAGAGGGAGACCUCGUAUAUUCAGCGCUUGACCAGAAGAAUGGUUUCUUCACUUGCAUCGCUGAGAAGGCCAUCGACCUAGGACAGUUCGCAGAAGGAAACGACGAUGACGACGCUGCCGAGCGCGACGAGGAUCCGCCGCUGCCCACCGUGCGCCUGGAGACGACUAGGCGCUCCCUGUUGAUCGCAAAGUUCGAGAUGGGCGGACGUGAACGCACGCUCGUGGUAUCGAAGCUUCGAGGCCAAGCGAAUGGCGACUAAUACAGUACAGGGGAAAUUAUGCUAAAAGUGCUUUGUUCUUAUUAUCAAGAGUCAUAAUAUGAUAACAAGUACUACGUCGUAUAUUAUACUUGUA